This is a messenger RNA of Pieris rapae (cabbage white), 2925 nucleotides long. RefSeq names its product facilitated trehalose transporter Tret1. Gene Ontology annotation, molecular function: sugar transmembrane transporter activity. Gene Ontology annotation, biological process: carbohydrate transport; transmembrane transport. Lineage: Eukaryota; Metazoa; Arthropoda; Insecta; Lepidoptera; Pieridae. Gene Ontology annotation, cellular component: membrane. Bases 274 to 1686 code for a protein of 470 amino acids. The transcript is spliced from 4 exons. The record is from RefSeq and is a predicted model, not a curated record.
CGGAGGCGGCGCCCCGCAGCGGCCGUCUGCUAGCGAUUAUUGACAGCUGAAACUGUCAACAUCGUGAAUUCAUUCCGCAUAAACACAAGCCACGGUCGCCUGGCUACCAUUCACGAUCACGCCGAAACGCGAAUAGCACGUGGCGAUCUAUUUUAAAACGAUAGCAGUUUCCAAAAUAUAACAAAACGCUGGCAGUGAUCGCCCACAUGGACUGUAUUGCCCGCGUAUAACUUCCAUAAAUGUUUAUUUCAAAAAAUUGUGUGAAUACAAACAAUGGUCUUCGGCCGCAAGUGGAGGGAAUAUGGGACAGCACUGAGUGCGACCUUGAUCACGGCGGCGGCGGGAACUACAGUGGGUUGGACGUCUCCCACACUCCCGAAACUACGAGACAAAGACUCGCUUAUUCCAACAACGGCGGAUCAGAGUUCAUGGAUUGCCUCUCUAAUGAUAUUAAGUUCAGCAUUAAGCCCCAUCCCGGCAUCGUACCUCGCAGACAGAAUUGGAACAAAGAAAACGUUGCUUCUCGCAGCAAUUCCUUACAUCCUGGGCUGGAUCCUGGUGAUGCUCGCGACCAACGUCCCAACAAUAUACGCAGCUCGGCUUAUAUCGGGUUUAGGUUACGGCAUCGCAUACACAACAGCUCCUAUGUACCUUGGUGAAAUCGCAUCGAAUGAAGUGCGAGGAGCUAUGGCCACCCUCAUCACAGUAAUGUCUAAGUUUGGGAUCCUGUCACAAUACUGCAUAGGGCCCUACGUAUCUAUGCUAGGACUGGCGAGUUUCAACAUUGCCAUACCUAUACUGUUCGUUGUAACCUUUAGUGCUAUGCCGGAGUCGCCUUACUAUUACCUCAAAUCCGGACAAUCACAUUUAGCUGAGAGAUCUCUAAAAAAGCUUCGAGGUCGUGAUUACAUGAUGGAAGAAUUAGAUAGUAUGACCCACCUUGUCAAUGAGAAUAUGAAGGAAAAGAGUCGGUGGAAGGAUCUUGUCACCGUAGGUGGUAAUAAAAGAGGACUGAUAAUUUUGCUAGGAAUAUAUUUUACCCAACAAUUUUGUGGUAGUACCGCGAUCAUAUCGUACGCGGAACAAAUAUUUGGAGCUGCGGAGGGCGGAUUAGGUGCUCGAGAAUCGUGUAUAGUGGUUGGUUCGGUCCAGUUACUGACCUCCGCAAUUUCAUCACAAUUAGUUGAUAGAUUAGGAAGAAAACCUUUACUGUUAGUUUCAUCUUGCGGCGUUGGUCUUGCUAAUGUUAUUAUAGGAGCGUACUUUUUCAUGAAAUAUGCAAACAGUGAGUACGUUGUUAACUUAAAAUUCAUUCCUGUCGUUGUGAUACCAAUAUUCAUAUUUUCCUACACUAUCGGCCUGGCUACGGUUCCGUUUGCUAUAACAUCAGAAAUAUUUCCGACACACAUAAAAUCAAAAGCCACUUGUAUAAUUCAAAUAUGUGUUGCCUUAAUGACAUUCGCAGUUACUAAGUUAUAUCAAGUGAUCGCGGAUAACUUAGGUACAUAUGUCGCAUUCUGGAGUUUCGCCUUACUGUCGGUAGGUGGCGUUAUAUUUAUAUUAAUACUACUUCCUGAAACAAAAGGUCAAUCGUUCGCUGCCAUACAAGAGAGGUUAUACAGUAGUGAUAAAGUUGUGUAUGAAAAGAGGGACGGUGAUGUGGCAAGAGUACGGAUAAAUUUAUGAAACUCACAAUUCGAAGGUGCUAUACCUGUACUUAAUAUUUCCGUCCUUUUUAUAAAUAAAGCAUUCCGCAGAUAUUUUACACAUAUAUUUUAAUGCUACUUGUGUCAUAUCGUAUAGACCUUGACUACCUUAUUUAAAAUAUAUCUCAAAUAGGAUAUUGUGAUAACCUACUCGAUAAUAAUCUUGUCUUUGAACUAGAUAGAGAUACCUAAAUAAUAAUUCCUUAAAUUCCAAAACGUCUCAGUAAUCAGUAUUUGAAUAUCUAUACCGAAACCGGUCCUUUUUAAGUAAUUCUUUGGAUUACUCGGAGUAAUGUUUUCGGUGUAUGAUAUAAUUUUGUGAUAACGCUUAAAUUGUAUAGUCCUCAUACUGUAACACCCCUAACAAACUUAAAACCAAAUGGGUCCAACAUAUUAGGAAAAAUCUAAAAAUGUGAAAUCAUAUUGUAAUUGUUAUAUUAAAUAAAUGUAAAGUAUUUUUAGAGAAUUUAUGAGGUGUAGCAGUAAAUCUUUAGAUAUAAUCUGUAUAAUUAAGUUUUUAAUUCUUGUAAGAAAAGCUUUAAUACCAAAAUAUAUAUUAAAAAAGAUCUUCCAUUGAAAGGUGACAAAUAAAGUAAAAAUACGUUAAUAAUAGAGUGCCUUGCAAUCGAUUUUGUUAUUCUGAAUAAUAAUAUUUGUAGAUUAUCUAGUAAUGUAACAAAGAAUCCAAAUAUUAUUUAAUACAUAUAUAGUAUAUGUUUAAACAAUAUUAGAUGUUUAUAAAACAAAAUGAAUAACAAAAUAUUAUUUUGUAACUAAACUGUAAUUAUCAAACUAUUUUAUAAUAUAUGAAAAUUUAAUCAUUUUGUUAAAGGAGCUAUUUUAUAAAAUAAACUCAUAAGUGUGGCCUUUAAUAGCUCAUUUUUAUCUGAAAUAGCCGCAUACACAGACCACAGAUUUAAUCAUGGCUAACUUUAUAAGUCUUUCAAACAAACGAUUAGAAAAUUAACAAGAUAUAUUUGUAAUACCUAUUUUAAUAAAAGAAAGUUUCAAACGUACUAGCAAUCUAACCCAUACGUUUAAGCUAAACAUUAUCUGUUGGUCUCUUUAUGUUUUAACUGAUUUUAUCUGUAAUUAAAUUGUAUUGUGAUCCUAUUUACAUUCCUAGUGCCUUAAAUAUUGUGUGCCAUUUACAUCUGUGCAAACUGAUCUGAAAACUUGGAUCAUAGAACUAAGAGAAAUUAUAUAUUGUGAUUGUUAA